Messenger RNA from Asparagus officinalis (garden asparagus), 649 nucleotides. Its product is annotated as probable WRKY transcription factor 12. NCBI's taxonomy places the organism in Eukaryota, Viridiplantae, Streptophyta, Magnoliopsida, Asparagales, Asparagaceae. Gene Ontology annotation, molecular function: sequence-specific DNA binding; DNA-binding transcription factor activity. The coding region runs from base 109 to 453 and encodes 114 amino acids. The record is from RefSeq and is a predicted model, not a curated record. Gene Ontology annotation, biological process: regulation of DNA-templated transcription. The transcript has 3 exons.
AUAAUAAUAAUUAUUAUUCAUCUCUAUCAAAUUUUCUCCCAAAAUACACUUAUCAACUCUAUUCUGUCACUUCUCACGGCAGCAACUCCACCUCCACCUUCUUCUUCAAUGGAAGGAGUACAAGAUGUUCAAGGAGAAGAUCAAGCAUCAAGAUCUGAUGGAAGCCAAAUAACAAUGCCAGAAGAUGGUCAUCAGUGGAAGAAAUAUGGGCAAAAAUAUAUCGUAAGAAUAAGCAAAAACAGGAGCUAUUUCAAGUGCCGAAGGAGCAAUUGCAGAGUAAAGAAGAAAGUAGAAUGGCCUCCUAAUGAUCCUAGCAACAUGAGGAUUGUGUAUGAGGGAGCUCACAAUCAUCCACCUCUAUCAUCCUCUUCGGAUCCGGAUGCUUCUGGCUCGAACCCGGAUCCAAACCCGUAUGAAUUGAGAGCUCAAAUGUUUGGGCAACCGAAUGAAUGAACGCUCAUACGAUUGAGAUACACCCCAUAUUGCAAUCAUUAUGAGUUUUUUUUUUUAAAUUAGAUCAAUGCCUGGUUAAAAUUUUGCUAUGUGAUCUUCAUGUACGAGAGUAAAAUGGAUAUUUUAUUGGCUCUUGGUUUUUGGAGCACACCAAGAACCAUGCUAUAAUAAUGUCUGGAUUGAGCUUUUUUCUCUU